Molecule: messenger RNA, 2231 nt
Organism: Perognathus longimembris pacificus (Pacific pocket mouse)
Lineage: Eukaryota; Metazoa; Chordata; Mammalia; Rodentia; Heteromyidae
Gene: Adgrg5
Product: adhesion G protein-coupled receptor G5
Exons: 12
Coding region: 66-1697 (543 amino acids)
Biological process (GO): adenylate cyclase-activating G protein-coupled receptor signaling pathway; cell surface receptor signaling pathway
Cellular component (GO): membrane
Molecular function (GO): G protein-coupled receptor activity
Source: RefSeq, a predicted model, not a curated record
AGGUUGGGACCUCCAAGCAAAGCAAGACCCUUUGCCCCCUGAGCCUUGGUUUCCUCUUUCAUGAGAUGCAGGAGUUACUGGGGCAGGACUUGGCACAGAGAGGGGACUGGGCCCAGAACAUGGAUCUCUGCUGGGUCCUUUUCUUCUGCUUGGGUCUUCUGACCUGUCCGUGCGAGAUGGCAGUGACAUCAGAAGAACUCUUGCUCUUUAUGGAGACCAUGGAGCAGCCCCGGGGUCGGAAGCCGUCCAUCCAUAUGGGGCACAUCCACCGCUUGGAGCAGCAGCUGCUAAACGCCUCUUUCCCUGGCCACAACCUGACCCUGCAGACGCGCUCCAUCCAGUCUAUGGUCUUCAAGCUGGCCUGCAAUUUCACAGGCCUCUCCCUGAGCAGUGCCACCCUGAAGCAGGGCCCCCAGCCCCGGGCCCGGCAUGCCAUGCAGUUCCCUGCAGAGCUGACCCGGGAUGCCUGCAGGACCAGGCUCCAGGAACUUCGCCUCAUCUGCAUCUACUUCUUCACUAACCGGUUCUUCCAGGAUGACAGCAGCUCAUCCUUGCUCAAUGACUAUGUCCUGGGGGCCCAGCUGGGCCACAGACCUGUGAGCAACCUCAGUGAGCCCGUCAACAUCAGCUUCUGGCACAACCAAAGCCUGGAAGGCUACACCCUAACCUGUGUCUUCUGGAAGGAGGGGGACAGCCAACACUCCCAGGGGGCCUGGAGCCCCGAGGGUUGUCGCACAGAGCAGCCCUCCCCCUCCCAGGUGCUCUGUCACUGCAACCACCUCACCUAUUUCGCUGUUCUCAUGCAGCUUUCCCCAGCCCAGCUCCCUGCAGCGCUGCGGGCACCGCUGGAGUACAUCUCCCUCGUGGGCUGCAGCGUCUCCAUCGUGGCCUCGCUGCUGGUCAUCCUGCUGUCCAUCCAGGCCAGGAAGCAGAGUGACUCCAUCGCACGCAUCCACGUGAACCUGCACGUCUCUGUGCUGCUCUUAAACGUCGCCUUCCUUCUGAGCGCCAAUCGGGCGGUGGCCCCGGUGCCUGGGGCCGCAUGCACAGCGCUGGCGGCAGCCCUCCACUACACCCUGCUCAGCUGCCUCACCUGGAUGGCUGUGGAAGGCUUCAACCUCUACCUGCUCCUGGGCCGCGUCUACAACACCUACAUCCGUCACUACGUGCUCAAGCUCUGCGUGCUGGGCUGGGGGGUUCCGGCCCUCCUGGUGCUGCUUCUCCUCGCUGUGCAGAGCUCCGUGUAUGGACCCUGCACAAUCCCACUCGCCCACAGGCAGGGAAACCACACGGGCUUCCAGAACAGUGUGGCCAUGUGCUGGCUGUGUAGCCCUGUGGUGCAUGGUGUGCUGGUUAUGGGCUAUGGUGGUCUCAUGUCCCUGUUUAACCUGGUGGUGCUGGCCUGGGCACUGUGGGCCCUGCACAGGCUGCGCGCUGGCCGGAAGGCCCCAAGCACCCGGGCCUGCCGGGACACUGUCACCGUGCUGGGCCUCACCGUACUGCUGGGCACCACCUGGGCUUUGGCUUUCUUCUCCUUUGGUGUCUUCCUGCUGCCCCAGCUCUUCCUCUUCACCAUCUUCAACUCAUUCUAUGGUCUCUUCCUCUUCCUGUGGUUCUGCUCCCAGAGGUGCCACUCCCAGGCAGAGGCCAAGACAGAGCUGGAAGGGGUCAGCUCUUCCCAGAUGACGACACACUGACCUGGUCUCCUGGCCUGGAGCCCCAGCUGCUCUGGCUGUGGCAUCCCUGGCCCUGGCCCCUGGCACAGGAGGUGGCAGGUCUACAGCUGGGCUCAGAGGCCCGUGUGCCCUCCAGAUCCCCCAUCUCCUCCAGAAGACAGGCCUGGCUCUGCCUCUCUGGCCUUCUGCUCUAAGGUGGUCCAGUUUCCCCCAGGGAGUGGGCAGCCCCAGUGAGCCACCCUAUGGGAAGAGCACUGGGUGGAGAGUCAGGAGACCGCAUCUCAAGGCCUAGCUCUAAUGAUCUUGUGGCUAUUAUUUCUCAUGGAACGCUCCCCCACCUCAGUUUCCCCAUCAGUGGAUAUGGGGGCCACGGGAGCAUUGUAACAAGUGAUGGGGUGGGGUGGAAUUCCUAUCUGCUCUCCCCCAUGAUCUCCAUCUACCUGUUGGAGGCUGGGUUUGCUUCCUCCUGUGGAGAACCCGCCCAGCCCUGGUUCCAGCCUCUGGCCCUCCUCCAGGAUGUUGAGGCCCACCAGUGUCAAGGCCUCACUGUAUGUU